AUGCUCACAGAUAUGGAGAUCCCAUAUGUGAUGCCCGAUGACCUGGACCGAAAACUUGCUUUUGAAAUGGCUCUUGCCAAAUGUAUUCAGGACAAUGACCGGGACAGAGUUGCGUCGCUACUGGCAGAUGUGAGAGACACAACACCAGCAUCGAACGCGCGCGACACGAUGUCCAAAUCGACUCUCGAUGACAUUAGAGAAUAUGGAUUGAUCGAUUUCCGCGAAUUACGAGACCUUUUAGACCUUAGCCAGUUGUGCUCGUUAAAUACUGAUCAAGACAUUACCAUUCUCGCAGCUGCGGUCGAAUGGGGCCAUCGGACUCAGUAUACGAGGCAACUGAAGAUAAUUCUUAAGGCCAUGGCAAAUGAAACGGUUAUUGAUGACCAGCAACGCCGAGUUGUGUUUUCCAGGGGUGACUCUUAUGGAACCCAUAUCCACUUACCAUCAAAUAAUGGGCUUGCAGUCUUGGCACUCCUCAGUAUGGUCGAUGAAAGCGCUGAAUAUGAAGCUAGAAUAGAUCCUAGCGUCUUCUACGAUCAAUUCCAAGCAACUGUCACACCCGGAGAUCCAUAUUUGAACUGCAUGGAUCCGCAUAUCUGGUUCGAAAAUGGAGUGUCUGUCAAGGCUUCCGUGAUUGUGUUACCAUGCAUCGGGGUCAGCACGAUUCAUCAACAGAAAUCUCGAGGAAAAGAGUACAGAUACCUUAGAGAUUCACUGUUGACCAACCCUAAGGGACGUGUUUCAACAGAGUGUACCUUCCACUUCGAACGUACUCUUGAUGAGGCAUACUUUCCCGGGCUUGAUGCUGCCGCUCUCCAAAGAAGAAAUGAGAAGCAAGUGCUGUCCAGAGUGCUCAGAGACGAGAGCGACUCCGAUCACAGGACACCGCUCCUCAUAGUUACCCAGCUUUGGAUAUGGCGCGUUGGAAGCUUCAUAAUAUCGUGUUAUCCCACGAUACAAGAGUCAAACCUCCCGAAGCAGAGUAAGGAGCGCGAUGCAAGUUAUGAAGACGGUCUGUUCUCUCUAGAUGUGACACGGCGCAUCGAUCAUCAGGUCGACCAGACCAUCGAGAGUCACAUCGAUAAUUUUGGGAAACAGACCAAGAUUGAUGCCAUGAUCUUUCAGGCCCCAUUGGAUAUGUUCGAACAGGCGAUCGUAUCUAUACUUUCUGAUGUAGACGAAUACGUCGACCAGGCAAAAGCAGGGUCUACUGACGACUCGUACAAGAAAGAGAGUACUUUUCUUCAAAAUCUUUCGGACAUUCGUGCUGAGCUUGCUAUGGUACUCAGCAUUCUAGCUCAACAACAGGAGAUUGUCUCAGUGAUGUUGAGCGAGGAGUACCGGAGAGUCCGGCCUGUUGAUCCCAUUGUAGAUGACAUACCAUGGCCCCGGCAACAAGAGCACCAAGCAUGCUGCAGCAUUAUUAAAAAAGCACAUUCAACUCUUCACAAGUAUCAGCAGCGAGGGAAAAAGCUUGAAAAGGAUGCUGAAAGGAUAGAGAAGAAGGUAAUGGAUAUGCUGGAAUUGAAACGCACCUACGCCACAAUGAGAGACGCGCGCAGCAGUCUUCUUCUCGGUACGGCGGUCAUUGGCUUUACCGUCAUCACCAUCAUCUUCGCGCCUCUCUCGUUCCUCACCUCGCUAUUCGCCCUGAAGAUUGAUGGAUUCGAGAGAUUCCAGGUCAGUGAUAAGGAGGAUGUUUACAGCAGCAAAGCAAUGAUGGGGAUCUUCUUUGGUUCUGAGGCCUUGACAGUACUGCUCACACUACUUCUUGUUACCAUCUCGGUCUGGUUUAUCCGGCGAUGGGAUCGCAUUGAAGUCGGUGGAAUGAGGAGUAAGGCUCCCAUGAGUAACAACCAUUUCAAAAUGGGUAAUUGGGCGAAAGCUAGAAAGCUUGAUCGCGGGGACGAUUUGGAGUUGCAGAGAAUGAGAUAG
This is a messenger RNA of Thyridium curvatum, 1935 nucleotides long. RefSeq lists its product as uncharacterized. The coding region runs from base 1 to 1935 and encodes 644 amino acids. The record is from RefSeq and is a predicted model, not a curated record. Lineage: Eukaryota; Fungi; Ascomycota; Sordariomycetes; Thyridiales; Thyridiaceae. The transcript has 5 exons.